Messenger RNA from Dentiscutata heterogama, 2571 nucleotides. NCBI's taxonomy places the organism in Eukaryota, Fungi, Glomeromycota, Glomeromycetes, Diversisporales, Gigasporaceae. The record is from the annotation of a GenBank genome assembly.
AUGGCGAGCACAUCGAAUGUCAAGAAAUCAUCCACUCAACGUAGUUCGCAAAGUUCGAAUUACAAUGACCAUCAAUCACAACCACGUCAAAUUUUACCAAUGUCGCGGCAAUCGACUCAGAGCAGGGCGUAUUCACAAGCUCUUCAACCUCAAGUAAUUGUUCCGACACAAUAUGAUGAUAUUACGUCAAAUAACGUGCCUUCGUCAAAGGAUUUGACGUCGUCAAUGCAUUACCCUCAUAUUGAAUAUGGAAAUUAUCAAACAAGUUAUUUUGGGCCGGUUCACCCUUAUUCUACAUCCUUCAAUAAUUCACUACAUCAUUAUCACCAUAUGAGACCUUCACAAAUGGAUCAAACUUUAGCUUCAAUAUUUUGUUCUGAAUGUCUUAAUAAUAUGAGAAGUACUCCGGUUACCACGGAGACGAAUAUCUUACAAUCCAUUUGUAAACAAUGCAGAGACAAACUUGCGAAUCCUAAUAUUGUCGCUCUGAUUCAGCAAUCCGUUCGUGCUGUUUCUGGUAACAUGACUCAUCCCAUGACACAAUCAGUAUCAGUUUCUGCUAGGUCUCAUUCUUUGUCACACCAGAUUAAUCGGUCUUCUUUGUCAUUAGUGGUUCCAACUCAACAUUCCACUUCUUUAGACCAAUAUCCUAUGACAUCUCAUUCUACUGAUUCUCAAACUGAUUUAUCAACUGAUUAUCAGCAUAUCAGUUACAAUAAUGGUGUUGUGAAUGAUGUCUUCUUUUCUGACCCAAUGACUAAAGAUACCAUAGAACAACGUCUCCAUUUUGAUAGUGAUGCUUCUUCUGAUACGGACAUUUUAACCCCUAAUCCUCAUUAUUCGCCUAAUCUUUCUCCUAUCGAAAUGGACGGUGAUAGUUCAAUCUGGAAUCUUAUUUACGAAGAUGAAUUCGAUGAUCCAAAAGAAAAAGGUCUUCAAUCUCCUAUUAAUAUAUCUUCUACGGAUUCUGUUCUCUCUUCAUCUUUAUCUUUAGCUCCGGCAUCGUCUUCCGUUUCUGAUGUGGUUUCGUCUUCUGAUUUACAAUCACAAUCGACUAUUAUUUCAUCUGAUGAAACGAAUUCUUCUUCAAUUUCUAUGAAUACAAUUGAUCCUUCGCUGAUUUCCUCUUCUUCUACUUCGAAUAAUUUCUCAAUUGGUUAUGAUAUUGAUAAUAAUCACGCAAGUGGUAGUACUACCCCUUUGACUGGGACCAUCGAUCCAAAAUUCAUCACUGCUAUAGAUUCUUCAUCCUUCGUUCAAUCAAAUAAUCGUAAUAAUAAACCUACUCCCGUCAUAAUUAAUCCAAAUUAUAUUGAAUUUGGUGAUAAUAUACCGAGUCCUCCUCUUCAGACUCCAGAGUUAGUAAGCGACAAUAGUCUUAAACGAAGAAUGUCCUAUGUUUCAUCUUCAGAUGAUGAUUUAUCAGACUCGAUGUCUACCGAAAAGCAAGCGGAUAAAAAACUUCGUGUAGAUGCUCAAAAAGCUAUUAAAGUUAAUAACAAAAAACGUAAUUCUUCAAUUGUUGAAAAAGAUUGUGAAACCGAAGAAGACUUAAACUUGUCUUCUAAUGACAAUCUUCAAGGCAAUGAUGAUUAUCCGAUGUCCGAUGAUAUGAUGGUUGAUGAGGUCCACGAAGUUCCCGAUGCUAGCGAUGGCAUCGCUGACGAAUAUCAAGAUAGUACUGAUACUAUUUAUUCUGACGAUACUGACGAGGAUGAUGACGAAGAGUACCGCCCAUCUGUGAGCAAUAAAAAAGCUCGUACUGGUAGAAAGAGCUCAAAGUCCCAAUCAAAGACAAAAUUAUUGCCAUUAAAGUCUCUUCCUUUAGUAAAGAGUGUGGUGAAGCCUAAAUCAGCCCCUAGAUCAAAGAGCAAGUCAAAGAAUAUAAAGCAAACAUCAAGAUCUUCUUCAAAGAGAUCUAGCAAGGCUACUACACCUACCGCUUCGGUCGCUGAUAGUCCAGUUCCGACAACUAUCGUGUUACCAAUCGAGAAACCUCAAGAAUCAGAAGUUCUUGAGUUGACCUCUCCUCGUUCUACAAAGUCUCCUACCGUCUUUGAGACUUUAACCAAGUCUGGCAUUGAUUGGUGUAGAUACUGUGGUACUACCGAGGGUGUCAACUGGAGACCUGGUCCUUGGGGAAAGCGAACUUUGUGCAAUAAACAUGGUUGUGAUUAUAAAGGUUACGGAUUUGCGUGCAAACUACCACGAUUGGACUUGAAAGAUUUCAUCAACGAGACCAUUGAAGAACGUGAACGUCCAAAACAAGAUUCCUUCGUUAAUAAUGUUCUUGUUCGAUGUGAAGGCUGUCCUAAAGCAUUUCAUCAAAAAUGUUAUACGUCUUGCAUUGAUGAUGAAAUUGUAAAUGGUAAUGAAGCUUGGUAUUGUGAUAAAGGAUGCCAAGAAAACUUGCGAAGAAAACGAAUCGUUGUUGAACUUCCCCGUAAAAGAUUGCCUCUCAUGUCUACUCCGAAAGUCCAAGCGUCCGCGUCGGUCUCAGAUUCAACUUCUGCACUCAAUUCUGGUACCGCAUCACGUCCUCGAACUUCUCGUAACUCAACUAGAACAUAA